Messenger RNA from Meriones unguiculatus (Mongolian gerbil), 3038 nucleotides. Its product is annotated as zinc finger protein 60-like. The record is from RefSeq and is a predicted model, not a curated record. Gene Ontology annotation, biological process: regulation of DNA-templated transcription. NCBI's taxonomy places the organism in Eukaryota, Metazoa, Chordata, Mammalia, Rodentia, Muridae. The transcript has 5 exons. The coding region runs from base 158 to 2272 and encodes 704 amino acids.
GUCUUUCUCCCUGCAUUACCUGUGUCCCUGAGCUCGUCGCCUUCUGCUCCUGCGCUCACGGCCACAGGGGCGGACGCAGAGGACCAGGCUUCGGGAAGGAGAGGUCGGGGACGGGGUCUGACGGAAGCUUCCCCUGAGGGGAGGAAGCUGAGGAAGAAUGGCCAGCUCUAAGUCUCAAGACAUGGUCUGUGGUUCAGUGACAUUUAGGGAUGUGGCUGUUGAAUUCUCUCAGGAGGAGUGGGCCUGCCUGGAUGCUCCUCAGAGGGUGUUAUACAGGGACAUGAUGUUGGAGAUCUACAGCCACCUCGUCACAGUGGUGGGAAGUUCGAUUUGCAAACCAGAUCUGAUCACCUUAUUGGAGCAGGAGAGAGAGCCCUGGAUGGUUGUGAAGGAAGAAACAGACAGGCCGAGCCCAGAUGUUGAGUCAUGUUUUGAAACUGAAAAUGUAUCUCCAGAGAAUCAUGUUUCUAAUAUAAAUCUGCACAAACGGAGUGUAAAGCAAUUUAGUAAAACUUUUGACCUCCAGGGCUCCACUUUUAGUAAUGGCUCCAAUGAUAGUAUAUUCGAGGGACUGCAGGGUUAUCAAGGAGAUGCUGAUCAAAAGAUUACCAACAAGGAAAAAAUGCCUACUCAUACCUGCCAGACUCCUCCUCACAAUGUAGAAAAAGCAUAUGAAUGUAAAGAGUGUGGGAAGUACUUUGGUUAUAGGGCAACUCUUAGUCAGCACCAGAGUAUUCAUACAGGAGAGAAGCCCUAUGAAUGUCAGGAAUGCAGGAAGGCCUUCAGACUCCCCCGACAACUUAUGGAACACCAGAAAUCUCACAGUGGUGAGAAACCUUUCAAAUGUGAUGAAUGUGGAAAGGCUUUUCAUCUUCCAGUCCUGCUUAAGUACCAUAAAACCGUUCAUACAGGUUUAAAACCAUUUGAAUGCCGGGAAUGUGGGAAGUCCUUCAAGCGAGCCUCCCACCUUGUUGAACACAGGACUGUUCAUGCAGAUGUGAAACCUUAUGAAUGUAACGAGUGUGGAAAAGCCUUUAAACAUCGUCAAAGCCUGGUGCAGCAUCAGAAAGUUCAUUCUGGUGAGAGACCCUUUCAGUGUAAGGAAUGUGGAAAGGCCUUCACUGUUCUGGCCCAACUCACUCGGCACCAGAAGAUCCAUACUGGAGAAAAGUCAUUUGAAUGUAAGGAAUGUGGCAAGAAAUUCAGUACUGGCUCAUACCUUGUUCAGCACCAGAGUAUUCAUACUGGUGAGAAACCCUUUGAAUGUACUGUAUGUGGGAAGGCUUUUAGGCUUCAGGCAUACCUUUCUGAGCAUCAGAAAACUCACAUUGAAGAGGAACCUUUCAAGUGUAACCUCUGUGGGUCAGCCUUCAGACGGAAAUACCAGCUUAAUGAACAUCGGAGUACUAUUCAUACUGAUGUGAGACCCUAUCAGUGCAAAGAAUGUGGCGUAUUCUUUCGUCGAAGGUCAAAUUUUACUGCACAUCAGAGUAUUCACAGUGGAAAGAAACCCUUUGAGUGUAAAGAAUGUGGGAAGUUCUUUAGACUUAAUAUACUUCUCAUUCGUCAUCAGAAAUCUCACAGUGGUGAGAGGACUUGUGAAUGUACAGAAUGUGGAAAGGCUUUUCACUUUCCCAGUCAGCUUAAUAAGCAUAAAAUUGUUCAUACAAGUAAAAAACCCUUUGAAUGUAAGGUAUGUGGGAAGUCCUUCAAGCGUACAUCUAUUCUCAUUCAACAUAAAACUAUUCAUUCUGGUGUGAGACCAUAUGAAUGUCAUGACUGUGGGAAAGCUUUUGUUCAUCGCUCAAACCUGUUUCAGCAUCGCAAACUUCAUUCUGGUGAGAAACCCUUUCAGUGUAAGGAAUGUGGAAAGGCCUUUGUUGUUCUGGCAAAUCUCACUCGGCACCAGAGCAUUCAUACUGGAGAGAAAUCAUUUAAAUGUGAGCAGUGUGGGUCAGCCUUCAGACUUAAGUCCCAACUCAAUAAACAUCAGAGGAUUCAUACUGAUUUGAAACUCUUUCAGUGUAAGGAAUGUGGGAAGAACUUUGUUCGUGGAACAGCUCUUAGAAUUCAUCAGAGAAUCCAUACUGGUGAGAAGCCUUUUCAGUGUAAGGAAUGUGGGGAAGCUUUUCAAUAUCAUUACCAAUUUCUUGGACAUUUUAGAAUUCAUAUUGGUAAGAAUCCUUAUGAAUGUAAAGAAUGUGGGAAGUAUUUUCCUUGUGGUAGAGACCUUAAAGUACAUCAAAGAAUUCACACUGGUGCAAAACCUUAACAAUGAUAAGAAUGUUGGAAGACCUUCAGUUGAAUAUGAAACUUGGUUUGACAUGCUAAAUUUAAUAUUAAUAAGAAAUUUUACAAUGUAAGGAAUGUAGAAAUGUGCUGCCUAUCAGAGAAUUCUUACUGGUGAGAAAUACUAUGAAUUUAAGUAAGGUGGGAAAAUGUUUAGAUUUAGUUCAGCCUUCAUUGUACAGUUGAAAAUUCAUACUGGUAAGAAAGCCAAUCAUGGAAAGAAUGUGGAACGACCUUCAGUUGGAACUCAGGACAUCUUCAGAUAAAAGAUAAAAGAAUCCAUGAUAGUGUCAAACACUGUGAAUGCAAGGGAUGUGGGAACAUUAAUAGAAUUAGCUCAGCUCUUAAAGCUUAUCAACAUGUUCAUAUAAGUCUGAAACCCUGUGAAUGUAAAGAAUCAGGUAAAGUCUUUGUUGUAAAUGAAAAUCCGCAAUUGCCAGGAGUCCUGUGAAUAUAAGGAAGGUGGAUAACCCUUUGUAUGAAAAUUUUACUGAACAUCAGAGAACUCAUAUUGGCAAUACUGUGCCUUAGAAGACUGUGGGAACUUUAAUCUGUCCUAGAAUUUGGUUAACAUGAGACUGAUCAUUUAAUGUUGAUCCAAGAAACCCUUUGCAAUGAGAAUGCGGGAAGUCGGGUAUUUUUAUAUUUUUAUAAAACUAUUUUGUUUCUCAGUUACUCUUUUAACUUGGCUAUCACACAAAUAAUUGAGACUCUUAUAUUUGUUUAAUAAUAAACUUCAAACAAAAUAA